CUGUAUGUCGCAUGGACACUAAUUUUUCAUUCAUCAGACUUCAUAUGUCUGGUCUGUUGUUCGGAUAACGUAUAAACUGCUGUCAAACUAAGACUUUGUGUCUGACGUGUUGAAGUGAACAAUGAAGCAUCAACAGACUUACGAUUAGUCUCCGUCGAAGCAAUUUAAACCGACAAGAAGCUGUGCAAAUUUAGUUACAAGCCUUACCUUACCAAGGUGUUGAUUUUGCCCUUUGUUUGUCAAAAGGAUUACCAAGCUGAACUUCGAAAAGCCUUUGACGCGAAAGGUUGGUUUAAGUCGACGUAAAAAUUUCCUCAUUGUGUCUUUAGAUCAAAGAAACUUACGAUAUGAGCGCCAACAGAAAUUCUAGUUUGAAUCCACCCGAGAAGUUCGACACCGCCCAUAUCGCCCUUUCGUGUACAUUUGUGGUGUUGAUAAUUCUUCUAGCUAUCGUGGGCAACACAUGUGUCAUCCUGGCGUUUAAAAGGUUCCGUCGACUCCGCCGUGUCACAAACUACUUUGUUGUUUCACUGGCCCUAACAGAUAUUCUGGUAGCUGUGAUAUCUAUGCCAGUCUGGGCAGCUUAUAUAAUAUCUGGUCCAUCGCUGUUUAUACAAAGGCAGUUGAUACAAAUAUUUUGGACCUCGACAGACAUCAUGGUCAGCGUGGCUUCGAUAUGGCACUUAACGUUUGUUAGUAUCGACCGCUACUUAUGUAUUACGGGACCGCUGUAUUACCAUACACGUAUGACCAGCCAGCGAGCUAUAUUAACGCUUGGGGCCAUAUGGUGCUACUCGAUCAUAGUGGCUUCUUUAUCGCCCACUUUCUGGGAGUCGGAUCUCUACACUUUGAUGAUGGUUGUACUGAAUUAUGCAAUCCCUGUCAUCAUAAUUCUCAUUGCGUACGUGAAUAUCUUCAAAACUGCUCGCUAUCAGGGAAAGCAAAUCGAGUUGACCAUCAAUGGAAAGGCAAGGCGUUUUUCGAUGAGCGCUGAGGUGAAAGCAGCGAAGACGCUAGGAGUGGUGAUUGGCGCGUUCAUUGUUUGCUGGUCUCCUUUUUUCGCGCUUAACUUAAACUACUACAUCUGCCAUUGUCCCCCUCCCCCUUUAGUUGUUUCAGUUACCAAGUGGAUGCAUUUUGGAAAUUCCAUGCUCAAUCCGCUUAUCUAUGGAGUUAUGAACAAGGAUUUCAGAUUUGCUUUCAAGAGGCUGUUUACAGACCAUUUUAAGAAAUCUUCUGGGUUCAAAGGCCGCAGCAUGGGGACAACUGCAGAUCAAAACAGCCAUGGAAGUAAUGAAGAAGAAGACAAGAUUAAUUUGCAAAGUGACACAGGACUAUAGCUUUAUUUACGUCGUUAUUGUUUUUUAUCGAGUACAACUGUGAUUCUGACCAUCUUCUACAAAAGAUGUACGAUAUUUUUCACUAAUGUUGCCUUCUGGGUUUAGAACACGCUUGGAACCGUUGAGGGGAAUUUCAUUACAAUCGUAUAAGUGUACUUUUGAAGUCUCCUAAUGGAAAAUAUGAUUAGGCCCUUGAAAAAACAAUAGAGUAUGCCAAAGAAGCUUUUUAUGAAACUCGAGGAAAGAACAAGACCUGGUAGCCAUAGCAACGGUUAAGGAUGCAACUUGCGUUAUAAACCGACGUCAUACCUUUCAAUAUACUUUGUAAAUAUUUUCCCUCCUACAACAUGUUAACCAAUCUUAUUUUAGAGCAGUUGCAUUUCAGUAUAAUUAUCAAAUAAUGGGGUAGAGAUAUCAUAAUGUGUUCUCAGUGCUUAAUCGAUGGCAAGUUGAGUUUACUUGAUGUAAUCCCAGGCGUCUAAUAGCCCAUAGAUCUUUGUAGUCACUUAAUAGCAGGAAAAGUCGUUGAUAUCAAUCAGGGAACCCGACGAUUGAGAGGGCUCCCCGGAAAUUUUAUUAGAACCAGAACAUUUUGCCUUCCGUUUUGUUUGGUUUUGUGGGUGCAAAACCAUCAAUGUAGUUAUAUUUAGGUAAUGAAAUAAAACUUUGAGCCAUAUCAGCGGUGGGUUAGUUUCAUGCUCCCCUCUUUUUUGAGCUCUACUAAAUCUGCUGUCACUGA
Molecule: messenger RNA, 2079 nt
Organism: Pocillopora verrucosa
Lineage: Eukaryota; Metazoa; Cnidaria; Anthozoa; Scleractinia; Pocilloporidae
Product: octopamine receptor beta-1R-like
Biological process (GO): chemical synaptic transmission; G protein-coupled receptor signaling pathway, coupled to cyclic nucleotide second messenger
Cellular component (GO): dendrite; plasma membrane
Molecular function (GO): neurotransmitter receptor activity; G protein-coupled serotonin receptor activity
Source: RefSeq, a predicted model, not a curated record